GAAAAAAAUGGAAGACAAACAAUUUGUAAAAAUAUUCAUAUUUACAUUUUAGAGUUUAGAUAUCGCCAGGAAAUUCUAAACUUUUUUUGCCCACAUGGAAUAGUAUUGUCAGCAAUUUUUGAAGGGAUAACCUAUGAUUGAAUUCAGCAAUGAUAAACCAGAAAAGAAAAAGGAACGAGAUCCCAAUGCUCCCAAGAGACCUCUUACUCCCUUCUUCUUAUUUAGCUAGAAAUACCGUGAAAAGGUUUUGGAAAGGAAUCCAGGUAUUGAUUAGAGUGAUUAUUCAUUAGAAGUAAAACUGCCUCAAAUUUCAUAAAUGGCAGGCUAAAAAUGGAAUUCUAUGAGUGAGGAAGAGAAACAAGUAAACAUCCUUCUAAAUAUAUCAGCCUUACGUUGAUUAAUACAAUGAAGCCAAAUAUUAAUAUGAUGAAGACUUAAAAGAAUAUAAUGAUAAAUAAGGUAUAAAUACAAAUGAGAAAAAGACAAAGAAAUCUGAAAAGGUAAUACAAAUAAUAGGGUUAGUUUGAUGAUAAAUCUGCGAAAUUAGGAUAUGAUUUCCCUUUUGAUAAUGUAGAUUCUGAAUCACUACAACCAGCAGCAAAACAUUAGCAAUAAAUAAAACAAUAAUAAACAUAGAAGAAAGUCAGUCAAAACAUACAGUCUGAUGAUGACUAACCAAUAUAAUAAACCACAUAAAAUAAGUAGUAAAAAGUGAACUCUUCUAAAUCCAAAAAUAAUUAGGAUGUGGAUGAUGAUCUGCAAAGGGAAAUUAUCUAAGUAAUUAACAAUGAUAAAUCACAAAAGAAAUAAAGAAAGAGAUGAAUUAUAA
This is a messenger RNA of Paramecium octaurelia, 829 nucleotides long. The record is from the annotation of a GenBank genome assembly. Lineage: Eukaryota; Ciliophora; Oligohymenophorea; Peniculida; Parameciidae.